CUGCCGGCGCGAGCGCGUUCCCCUGGCGGUUCUUCUUGCAGAAGGGGCUGCAGGCCCGGCUCUGCUGCAACUAUGGCCUCCGGGCUGGUGGAAGCGCUGUGGGCGCUGAGCCCGCUGCGUGCGGUGUGGCUGGCGCUGGACGCCGCCUUCCUGCUGAGCCUGCUGCUGCAGCUCGCGCCGCCCCGCCUGCUCCCGGAGUGCUUGCUCUUCCAGGACCUCAUCCGCUACGGGAAGACCAAGCUGACAGAGCCGGCGCGCCCGGCCGCCUACCGCGCCUUUGACGUCCCCAAGAGGUAUUUUUCUCACUUCUAUGUCAUCUCUGUGCUGUGGAAUGGCUUCCUACUUGGGUGCCUUUCCCAAGCUGUGUUCCUGGGAGUGCCUUUUCCAAAUUGGCUUCAUGGUCUGCUCAGAGCUCUUGGGGCAGCGCAGGCACAAGGCGGUGAGCUGGUGCUGUCUGCCUUCUUGGUACUCCUAUUUCUGUGGCUUCACAGCUGGCGGAGACUCUUCGAGUGCUUCUAUGUCAGUGUCUUCUCCGAUGCCGUGAUCCAUAUCGUGCAGUACUGUUUUGGCCUUGGCUACUACGUCCUCGUCGGCCUGACCGUGCUUAGCCAGGUGCCCAUGGAUGGCAGAACUGUAUAUGUAAUAGGGAAAAAUCCCUUGAUGCAAGCACGGUGGUUCCACAUCCUUGGGAUGAUGAUGUUUAUCUGGUCAUCUGUCCACCAGUAUAAGUGCCACGUCAUUCUCGGCAACCUCAGGAGAAAUAAAGCAGGAGUGGUCAUUCACUGCAACCACAGGAUCCCUUUUGGAGACUGGUUUGAAUGUGUUUCCUCCCCUAAUUACUUCGCAGAGCUGAUGAUCUACAUUUCCAUGGCUGUCACCUUUGGUUUCUACAACUUAACUUGGUGGCUGGUGGUGAUAUAUGUCUUCGGCAGCCAGGCUCUCUCUGCUUUCCUCAGCCACAAAUUCUACCAAAGCAAAUUUGUCUCCUACCCAAAGCAUAGGAAAGCUUUCCUCCCUUUUCUGUUUUAAGAUAACCUCAAGUCAUAAAGAGUGCCAGCUAAAUGACAGUGUGAAGUCAGAGACUAAAGUGCCAUUUCUGCAGGACUGGUUAAAAUUUUCUAUUCCACUUUUACAUUAAAAAGAAUUUCAUCACGUAAGGAGAACAGGCCUCAAGAAGAUGACUCACGGCCAGCGAUAUGGCUCAGUAGAGUAAGCACUUGCCUGGCAAGCACAAGGGCUUUAGUUCAAUCCCUGGUUCCACAAGAAAAAAAAAAAGAGAAGAUGACUCAUCAGAAUGUCUUCAU
Messenger RNA from Octodon degus (degu), 1304 nucleotides. It is a transcript of the gene Srd5a3, whose product is annotated as steroid 5 alpha-reductase 3. Lineage: Eukaryota; Metazoa; Chordata; Mammalia; Rodentia; Octodontidae. The coding region runs from base 73 to 1029 and encodes 318 amino acids. Gene Ontology annotation, cellular component: endoplasmic reticulum. The transcript has 5 exons. Gene Ontology annotation, biological process: dolichol-linked oligosaccharide biosynthetic process; polyprenol catabolic process. Gene Ontology annotation, molecular function: 3-oxo-5-alpha-steroid 4-dehydrogenase activity. The record is from RefSeq and is a predicted model, not a curated record.